Messenger RNA from Calypte anna (Anna's hummingbird), 2164 nucleotides. It is a transcript of the gene HNF1A, whose product is annotated as HNF1 homeobox A. Gene Ontology annotation, cellular component: nucleus. The transcript has 10 exons. Gene Ontology annotation, molecular function: DNA-binding transcription factor activity, RNA polymerase II-specific; RNA polymerase II cis-regulatory region sequence-specific DNA binding. Lineage: Eukaryota; Metazoa; Chordata; Aves; Apodiformes; Trochilidae. Gene Ontology annotation, biological process: regulation of transcription by RNA polymerase II; insulin secretion; liver development. Bases 148 to 2052 code for a protein of 634 amino acids. The record is from RefSeq and is a predicted model, not a curated record.
UUUUGUAUUUUGGUUUUUUUUUGGGGGGGAGGCUGUGCUGUGCCCACUCUCCUGACAGUCGGGCGUGUUACCUCAGGAACAUGGUGUAGAGAAGCUGGAAGCAGGGUAACCCAAAAAUCAAAUCCAAGAGACACCAGCCUGAAGACCAUGGUCUCGAAGCUGAGUCAUCUUCAAGCAGAGCUGCUGGGAGCACUGCUGGAGUCCGGGCUAACCAAGGAGACCCUGAUCAAGGCGCUGAGCGAAGUAGAACCCUACGCGCUCCAGACUGAAAGUCAACGCGCUAUCAAUGCCCUCCAGAAAGAGAAAGGGGAACCCUGUCCUGACAUCCCCAACCUCCCCAAUGGAAUGGGGGAGUCCAGGUUAUCGGAAGAUGAAACCUCUGAUGACGGGGAGGAAUUUACCCCUCCAAUAAUGAAGGAGCUGGAAAACUUGAGCCCAGAGGAGGCUGCUCACCAGAAGGCUGUGGUGGAAAGACUAUUACAAGAGGAUCCCUGGCGAGUAGCAAAGAUGGUGAAAUCCUACCUGCAGCAGCACAACAUCCCUCAGCGUGAGGUGGUAGAUACUACUGGUCUGAACCAAUCUCACCUCUCACAACACCUCAACAAGGGAACUCCCAUGAAGACCCAAAAAAGGGCAGCCCUCUACACCUGGUAUGUCCGCAAGCAGCGAGAGGUGGCCCAGCAAUUCACACAUGCUGGCCAGGGUAUCCUGACAGAGGAGCCCAUGGGAGAUGACCUGCCCACCAAGAAGGGAAGAAGAAACCGCUUUAAGUGGGGUCCUGCCUCACAACAGAUCCUGUUCCAGGCCUAUGAGAGACAGAAAAACCCCAGCAAAGAAGAGAGAGAGGCACUGGUAGAAGAGUGCAACAGAGCAGAGUGUAUUCAGAGAGGUGUUUCCCCAUCUCAGGCCCAGGGAUUGGGCUCGAACCUGGUGACAGAGGUCAGAGUUUACAACUGGUUUGCCAAUCGCAGGAAGGAGGAGGCUUUCCGGCACAAGCUGGCCAUGGACACCUUCAGUGGGCCACAGCCCACCCCUGCCCCUCCUCUCACUCCUCACAACUCUGCCUCCCUCCAGCCACCAUCUGCUCUCUCACCCAGCAAAGUUCACGGAGUGAGGUAUAACCAGCAGCCAGCCAGUGAGGCAGAGUCCUCCAACAACAACCACCACGGGAACAGCUCUAUGGUGACCACCCAAACCAUCCUGCAUCAGGUUUCUCCCCCUGGACUGGAGCCCAGCCAGAACCUACUGAGCACAGACACUAAGCUGGUCUCAGCCUCUGGAGGAACUCUCCCUCCUGUCAGCACCCUGACUGCCCUGCACAGCCUGGAGCAAAAUCCACACACACUGAGCCAGCAAACUCAGAACCUCAUCAUGGCAUCACUGCCAGGUGUAAUGGCAAUUGGAGCUGGUGAGACCUCAUCCCUAGCACCAGCAUUCACCAACACAGGUGCCUCUACCCUGGUGAUAGGCCUGGCUUCAACCCAGCCCCAGAGUGUACCUGUAAUAAACAGCAUGGGGAGCAGUCUCACUACACUGCAGCCUGUCCAGUUCUCCCAGCAACUGCACCCAUCCUACCAGCAGCCCCUCAUGCAGCAGGUCCAGAGCCACAUCAACCAGAGCCCCUUCAUGGCUACCAUGGCCCAGAUUCCAAACCCUCAUGCUCUCUACGGCCCCAAGUCUGAAGUGGCCCAAUACACACAUACAGGCCUCUUACCACAAGCCAUGGUGAUAACAGAUACAGCCAAUCUCAGCACCCUGACUAACCUGACACCAACUAAACAGGCAUUCACAUCUGACUCAGAGACUCACACAGAGUCUGGGAUGCAUACACCCGUGUCACAGGCACCAACAAUACAUUUACAGAACCAGGACACAACCAUCCAGCACCUUCAGCCAGGCCCUCGCCUCACCUCAAGCCCUGCUGUGUCCUCCAGCAGCCUGGUGCUGUACCAAAGCUCUGACUCCACCAACAGCCACAGUCAGCUGCUGCCAUCCACUCACAAUGUCAUUGAGACCUUCAUCUCCACACAGAUGGCAUCCUCCACUCAGUAACCAAGGGUGACAGCCAUGACCACCCUGUCAGGUACAACUCCAACUGUGUUUGCUAUCACUGUCACCACUGCCUUCCAUGGGAAGCAAAGGCUGCUGUGCUCAAGCUGACCUC